Messenger RNA from Bombus pascuorum, 6074 nucleotides. It is a transcript of the gene Task6, whose product is annotated as two pore potassium channel protein sup-9. The record is from RefSeq and is a predicted model, not a curated record. Gene Ontology annotation, biological process: potassium ion transmembrane transport; stabilization of membrane potential. Gene Ontology annotation, molecular function: potassium ion leak channel activity. Bases 979 to 2079 code for a protein of 366 amino acids. The transcript is spliced from 7 exons. Gene Ontology annotation, cellular component: membrane. Lineage: Eukaryota; Metazoa; Arthropoda; Insecta; Hymenoptera; Apidae.
CCGCGCAGAUCGUCCUCAGUAGUUGCCCAGACGCUGUCACGGGCGUAGCUGGAUGCUGGAUUGUCUCUCUCUCUCGUGCGCGCGCGUGUCGCAGGGAGGUGCUUCCUUUUCUUCUUCCUCUUCCUCCUAACCUCGUCCUAUUCGUCGCUUGUAUCGGUCGACGAACAACUCCGUGGACGUCACGAUUUUUCGAUGCUGCGGAUAUCGUGCGACUCUGUCACCGGUUCACCAUCUUAACGAGAAGAAGAAAAGGUGCCGGAGAAAAGGGAGGCCGACGAGGUUUCCUGCCGGUCGGUGAGAGAGAGAGAUAGAGGGUGAGAUAGGGGUUAGAUAGGAAGGUAGAGUGAGGCAGUGAAAGGGGAUUCGACAAGGAAAGGCAACCGAGAGAAACAACGAGAGACCGGUAAAAUAGAGAAACAAAGAUGGUGUGAGGGAAAUAGACAAGUAACGAGGGGAAUACGGGAGCAGCGAAAAAAGAUUUCGAAAGGAAAGCUGUCCGGGAGGGGUAGAGAUGUGUUGAAGUGUGUUCUUGUGUAUAUAUAUGGUGCAGUGCGGUGCUGUGCUCGAGAGAGAGAAUGGCGUGGUCGGAUUUCGCGUGUACCUCGCCGUGACGUGGAAAGUCGGCACUGAAAACGUUGGGUGCUAAGCUGAGGAAUGGAGGGAACGUGGCAGUGGGAGCAGCGAAAGCACUGCCAUAUCAUUCUGCUCAACCCUUUGUCGUACGUAAAAGAGAACCCGGAACAGGCUGCAGAUGAACGAAAGCGGCUACAAGGUAGUCUCUGCAAGGAAGAAGACACCCUGAAGAAGAGGAGUCGCGUGCCGGGUCUGUAGCGCUCGGUAAAGAGAAGAAGGGCCCCCCGAGCAUCAUCAGAAAGGAGAAGGGGUCGUCAUGGGCCCGGCACACCAAAUCGUACCCCACUGAGCGAUGCAAGUAGUUAGGGCCGGGGCCCUGCUAGUGAGCAUGUGGCUCACUAGAGAAUGAAGAAGCAAAACGUCCGGACCCUAUCGUUGAUCGUCUUCACGUUCACCUACCUCCUCGUCGGCGCUGCAAUCUUCGACGUUCUCGAGUCCGAGACGGAGAAACGACGCAAGGAAGCAUUGGACGACAUUGAAAAGAUGGUUAUACGCAAGUACAAUAUAAGCGAGGACGACUUCAAGAUCAUGGAAACAGUGGUGCUGAAGACGGAACCUCAUAAAGCUGGUCAGCAGUGGAAAUUCGCCGGAGCGUUUUAUUAUGCGAUCACGGUCCUCACCACUAUCGGUUACGGACAUUCGACGCCGAACACCAUUAGCGGCAAACUGUUCACGAUGUUCUACGCGAUCGUCGGUAUCCCGUUAGGACUCGUAAUGUUCCAAAGCAUAGGAGAGCGUCUGAAUAAAUUCUCAUCCGUCGUAAUACGGAACGUAAAGAAGCUUCUUAACUGUAAGGAUGUCCAGGCCUCAGAAAUAAAUCUUAUCUGCGUGGUGACGACCUUAUCUUGCUUAACGAUUGCGGGAGGUGCCGCGGCGUUCUCUCGGUACGAAGGGUGGUCAUAUUUCGACUCCAUCUACUAUUGUUUCAUCACCCUGACAACCAUUGGCUUCGGCGACAUGGUCGCGCUACAAAAGGAUAAUGCGCUGAACAACAAGCCAGAGUACGUGAUGUUCGCCUUGAUAUUCAUUUUAUUCGGCUUAGCCAUCGUCGCCGCCUCCCUCAAUUUAUUGGUGCUGAGAUUUGUCACAAUGAAUACGGAGGACGAAAGGCGAGACGAGGCCGAGGCUCUACAGGCUGCGCAAGGAGCAGUGCGCCUGGAGGGCGACGUAAUAACGGCGAACGGCUCGAUACUGUCGGGCCAAGUAGGCAACCACGGUGACACGAUAUCGCUGGACGACGAGACGUCGGUCUGCAGCUGCUGCUGCAGCGGUUUCCAGAAGAAACGGCGGAGACCACGGUUCACGGUCCGUCGCUCGCCGGGUAAGAUCUCGCAUCUGCUGCCGAUGCAGCAGCUGCCGUUGAAUAUACGCAGUGACCUACACCCGCCACCGUUGACGCCGUUGUUGCAAUUGCCGCCGUUGCAUCAACAUCGAGCCAGCAUCUGACGACCAUCAACCGCUGUCAGUACGUUAUCUCAACAACAACUGCCGCGACGGGUGUCUGUCUGAGACUCUUUCCCUCGUGCAACAAAAGGGGGCAGAUCAUACGGAGGGGAAUGAGAUAGAGAGAAAGAAAGAGCUUUUACCGGUGACCGCUUCAACGAAUUUAAUCCUAGGAAUCGGUCUCGCCGCCUCGCCGUUUUAAACAUCGCGGGUAACCAUACCAUAAAUAGGCUGAAUUGGGGAAAGUUAAGCUGUUUAGCUAUUGAAUGAAUCGUAUUUUGUGGUAUAUCGAGUUGUUUGAAAGGAUCGUAGAUAAUGGAGAUUGAAAAAAAAAUUGAGAGGCAAUGUAUUUUCAGAGAUAAUACUCUUUCGAUUAGAUUUUCUUUUGCGCAUGGCUCGUUUCUUUCGAUAACUUUUCGUCAUAUAUAGAAUAGUAUAGGAUUCGAGUUAUUCGGUAUGAAUUUCUUUCGAAACUUUACAAGUAUUCAACUUUUCGUCAAUGAAAAAGUUAGAUAGAAACGAGAAUAAAUGAUUGCGAAAUCGUAUUAUGUACAUUGAUAGGAAGAUUAAAAUUUAAUGUUGCAACUAACAUUCAGUAUCGUCUUGUUAUAAAAUGAAACCGUGUUAAUUAAUGAAUUACAGCAUCUUUUUCGAAUCAGGUAUUUGCCUUUGGAGUAUCGAAGUUGAGUAUUGAAAUACUUGGCAGAAGUUUAUGGUGGCUAAUGUGUUCUUCCGAUCCCAUUAAAUGUAAUACAAACUAUGUAUGUAUAUCCAUUAUCGAAAACGCUACGAACUUUCAAAACAACCUAAUAUUUGGAUUGAAAAUGAUAAGUAGGUGAUUGUUAGAUAAUAUUUUUUUAAUUCGAUCGAUGUGAUAUUACGUUUGAUUAAUUUUAAUGUAGGAUAAAAAUGUUGAAAUUGUAUUUUAGAAAAUUAUCUAUCGGUAGGAGGCGAAAAUAAGACAUGUACCUUAGAUUUAAUUUUCUGUCCAAGGUGUUGAGACAAAGAUUUUGAUAAUACUUCUGAUACAAUUCUACAUACGAUACUUCACUAAUGGUAUGGUUAUUGCGAAAUUACCGCAAAGAUGACGAAAUUCUAGUCAAUCAUUUUUCAAUUAAUUGAAACUCCAUUAACGAUAUCGGAACACGUAGCAUAAGAAAAUGAUUAUUAUUAGAAAAAUUGGUGAUUUCGUGAAAGAAUCUGUUUCCUUGAAACUUGAAAUGAAAAUCUCACAAAAAAUAAUUCCGAAAGAUCAGCAAUUGAAUAAAAAUCUAUUUAAAAAAAUCGCAAGCUAAUUGUAUUCCCUCGAGGACGGAAUUCAAGUGCUUCCUAUUAUGUCUAUGCUCUUCCACUAUUUUAACAAUCACGUGUUUUUCUCACAAUCUCGGCAGAGAUAUUUCAUAUACUACAAAAUUCUUAAUAAUACAAAGUUCUUCCAUUGAGUUAUUUCUAUGUAAAAAGAAAGAAGACAGAAUCUCGUCACGGAUGCGAUCAGGCGGUGAAUUGAUUCUCAGAAGCAAGUGUUGUGCAUGUACAAAGAAAAAAAAAAACGGGAUGUGCGAGUGAUUAUGUGUUCCAUAGCCAAGAAUCAUUAACAAACAAACCAAAAAAACGAAAACAAAAAAAAAAGAACAAAAAAACAAAAAAAAUAAGCACGUGAAAGAGGGACAGAAGAGAAGAAAGAAGAAACUAUAUAUAUCUGCGUUCACACUGCUACAAGGAAGAAAGAGAGAAAUAUAUAUUAUGAACAAAAUAUAUACACACCAAAAGACAUAUACACAGAAUAAACACGACUUUUUUCAUUAAGAAGGCAUUUUACAAUUUGUAUAUAAUGAACUAUAGAUAUUACACGUACGAAUCUAGGUGUACGGAAUUAUGGCGUUUCGAUCUUACGAUGUGUAUAAGUACAUACUUGCGAGAUAACAUUAUAUUAUUUAUCAUGUGAGUGCGCGGAUACAUGACAAAAAUCCCAUUCUCGAUUUUCCAUUUAAACUACCGUUUAAUUAAAUGAUCCAGAUCGUUGAAUGAUCGUGGCCGUAAACUACGUAGAACUCUAGCUACUGUAGAUCUCGUCACGCACGGAUGCUCGAUCGGGAGAAAUUAAAUUUAAACCAAAAUAAAUAAAUAACAUAUAUAUACAUACAUACAUACAUACAUACAUACAUACAUAUAUACAUACAUACAUACAUAAUAUGUAUGUAUAUAUAUAUAUAUAUAUACACAUACAUAUUAUCUAACGAAGAUAACCAAUCCAAAAAGCCGUAGAACACGAGAAUUAAAUAUCGUCCCUUGAUCUUUAUUGGUUACAGUUUACCUACGAAAAGUCAAUCCAUCGAGACACGAAGCACGUAUUUCCGAAUAGAUAAACGCGUCAUACUAUAGUCGAACACGAGCGGAACAAUUCUCUUGCCUUUUAUCGACAAGUAGAACGUAUUCGAGUAUUUUUAAGACGUACACACUGGAUUGCACACACACGCGUAGCGUAAGUAGUGAAACUUCGUUUGCCCUCGCUCGGUCUACCGAGUGAAUUUCAAAACGGCCGGCAAAAAGGAACCCAAUGUGACAGGCACUUUUAAAGGACGUUCUUUAUUUUCAUCCGUACACUUCGUUUCAUUCUAUCGUUCCUUUAGUUGUCGUAUCGCGUCACUUUCGUUACGUAUCGAGACGCAAGUUCAUCGUCAACCCUUAGACUCAUACUAGAUUUAUCGCUGCACGAAUAAACGACACGCGAUAUCAUUUCCUUUCUAAGAGAACCACAAACAUACUACGUGGAAAUAGACGUUCCAUGGAACGCUGUAAAAUUUGCAGAAAAAUUACGUUACCUUGCGACAAAAUGGUUGAAAAAAUUAUGCCGUUUCAACUCUCUUCGAUAUUUAUUAUCUCACAUCCAACGGAUAUAUCCUUUCGAAAUCGACGUACUUAAAUCAUACUAACAGUUCAUAAGUUACAACGUGUUUACGAAGCUUAGGGGUUAACGAAAACGAUGAAUCGUAACUGAGGCUGAAAGCGUUAUUGACCACGUAACCGGAAGUACACGCGAUUCAACCAAUCAAUCAUAAUUAUUGAAUGUUUUGUUUAACCACGUACAUCCCAAACUUAUUGACAACAGUUGUGUUUAAGAGAGGUGACGAGAAAAAAUUCGAUGAAUCGAUACACUUGCUGUGUCUUCGCUAACACUCGCUACGACAGAACGAACAAACGAAUUCCAUUUGUAACAUACUAGGGUAGGAACAAACAAUGAUCACGUUGAUUGGAAUAAGAGUUCGCACGAUUCAUUUAAAAGAGCAAACGCGAACAUGUGAGCAUCAUGUGGAAACGAAUCCGGAAAAUCUUAUGGAUGAAAGUCACAUUUCACAUUCUUUCGAUCGAGGAAAAUUUCAUUUUGUACGCUCCUCCCAACCGAACAAAAUGAUUUUUGAUCGUUUACACUAAUUAGCAGUAAAGAGCGAUAGCCUUUUCGGAAUUAUAAAUACAAAUUACUGACCUCUCUCCCUCUGGCCCCGAAUCUAAGGUCAUUCAUCAACUUUCCUUUCAUUCAUUUAUCAUUAAAUUAGAGAUUUAUUACAUUAACGUUUAAAAUGAAAUAUUCCCCAGCGAGAAUAAAGUUUCUAAUAAUCAGAUAUACAUUUUUUUAUUCUCAAAUGGACGUUACAGCGUGUUAAGAUAAUACAAGGAUCAUAUAGACUUUCAUAUAAUAUUAUACUUUAUACUUGUAGCAAGAUUUCAUAAAGAAUAAGUGAGCUUGUAUUAACCCUUUAAAACCUUCGAGUCUGUAGCAAGAUUACGAAUAUUUAUUUCGUCUUUAUCGUUGAUUUUUAGUGUUGUAAAAGACAUGUUUACGAUACAUAAUGGAAACGCUUAUGCAAGAAAAAAAGAAAGGAGAACAUUCGUUUAACGAUAAAUACCGACAGUUUGUCACUAAAUUAAUAAGUAAUAUUGCAUAUCUGUCUGUUUCACGUCUUAACUUGUGGCGAUCAUGACGAGAACAGUUAGAAUGU